Chondrus crispus (carragheen) is the source of this 279-nucleotide messenger RNA. RefSeq lists its product as hypothetical. Lineage: Eukaryota; Rhodophyta; Florideophyceae; Gigartinales; Gigartinaceae. The transcript has a single exon. The coding region runs from base 1 to 279 and encodes 92 amino acids. The record is from RefSeq and is a predicted model, not a curated record.
AUGAAGGCUAACGUAACCGCGAUACAAAUCCACAACGCGAGCGCCUUGACGGCAGGCGGAAGCGCAACGGAGACGAGCACGGCAAGCGCCAGAAAGGACGCGGAGAUGCCCGCGGAGCCGAUCACAGCCGUGCAGCGUGAGCCGAAACGCGAAUGGAACAAGUCGCCCAAGAUCACGAGGACGGGCCCCGAGUUAGCCGCGGCGACAACGACGGAGGCGUCGCGGUCUGUCAGCUGGAGCUCCGCUUGCAGGCCGGGGACCAGCGCCGGCUACCAGUAG